AUGACCGAAUCAGCUUGUGAGGACGACUCGUAUGUGGAGCCCCCGCUCAGUCAAUUGGAGAUUCCCUACAAGAUGAACUUUUCAGCAUCGGAAGAUGAAAAGAAGGAACAGAAAAAGUGCAAGAGAAAAAGGAAGGCCAGGCAAAGAGAAAUGCACAAGAGCAGUGCCAGAAAAAAGGAAUUUGAUUCGUCAUCCUCGUCCGAUUCGGAUGCCUCAUCUUCUUCUUCGUCAUCGUGUGGAAGCUUUGAUUCCCAUCCUGAUCGCAAAGUGAAAAAUCGCGAGCCAUUGCGUGUCAAUGACAUCAUUUCCUACACCCCUCCUGUCUUUACAAUCGGCACCAAUGUGAAACAGGCAGUCGUAUUGGGAAUUUCGCCAUCUGAGAGGUCCUUUCCAUUGAUUCUGGACAAUGCUGACAUGUUGCCAUGGGAUACCUAUAUUCAACGGAUUGGUGAAUACUAUGGCGGCCAGAUCUAUAAGCAUGCCGGCCGAAUCAAGCCACUGACGUCCUUUCGUCUUCAGCAAGGUGGAACCAAAGACGUCACGAUUGGUUUGAAACAAAAGGCAUCGAAUUUCAAACAGAUGCUGAAUGACAUGCAACAACGUGCCAUGGCAACAUUGCGAGGAGAGAUGGAAGCGCCAUCAAAGUCCCAAUCUCCUGAUUUGAGCAGUAAAAAAGCAAAAGCAAAAGCAAAACGUCCAGCAGUAUCAUCCAUUCAGAAGAAAGGUUCGAAUCAUCUGUCAAACGCCAACACUGCUCGCAAGGAGGGCGAAGAUGUGGCCUCGACGUCAUCUGAUUCCUCCAUGGGUCUGCCCGUUUUGCGCAAGGGGCGAGGGAAGGAUUCUAAACAGACUACAACAAUUUCAGCGCGAAAGCCAACGGCAACCAAGACUUCCAAGCAAACGCCACAACUUGUCCGCGGAAUGAACAAAUCGACAGAAUCAUCGAGUGAAGACGAUGCAUCUUCCUCCAGCAACGAUGAUUCUGUACCGCUCGAAAAGCUAGCAGUGAAAAUGCCAAGAGGUUAUGCUAGAAGCAAAAAAUUAUCACUUACCAAGACCAAUUCGGUAACAUCACCAACUCCUCGAUUGGGCACUGGUCGGUCCAAACCAAAGCCCAAUACGACAAAGAAAAAGACAAGGCCAAAAACAAACCAAGCCCCUUCGAAGCAAGAAGUCAACAAGAAUGCGUACAAGACGUCUCCAAGAAGUACCAAAGACUAUCCAAUUACUGUCGAUUCUUCCGCUGACGAUUCCGUUCUAAAAGGCAAGGGACCGAACAAAGUAAAAGCGCCCAAGAGGAAUCGGUCCAAAGCCUUCCCACCCACUACCUUUACGACUUUGAACGAUGAUACCGACAGUGAUAGUGAAGACGGACCAUCCCCCAAAGGUCUAGUUCCAAAGCACAUUCAGGGUGUCCUGCAAAAUCAUCGCAAAGCGCGAACUUCUCUUGCUCGGCGUGAAACUGUUCUCUGGAGUGGAUCUGAUAGUGAAAGUGACGAACUCACGGCUGGAAUUGAAAAGACACUGGAGCAACAAAGGAAACGGAGAAAGGUGUUGGAAGGACAGGAUACACUUGCCAUUUUGAGUAAAAGUGCAAGUAAACCAAACGGCAAAUCCCGAUCCACUCGCUUACCAUCGAAAAGUAAGAAGAAAAUGCCACAAGCAAAGGCGGAAUCCAACAAGGGACUCGAAAUUGGUUCCUCAUCGUCGGAUGAAUCUAUUGUGGAAGGUUGCAAAACGAGUCAAAAGAAGGAAUUGCCAAAACGAGCACCGCCGCAAGGUCAAUUUACGAAUGCCAUGCUCGGCUUGGGCAGCGAAGACAGUAGCAGUGACGACGACGAAGACUUGUUGCUUGCGACUCUAGCUUUUGCCACGCAGAAUGCCAAGAAGCAGUCUCCAAAGAAGAAAAAGAAAGUUCUCUCCAAUAGGACCAAUCAAAAGAAGAAGAGAACCGUUCCAUGCUACGAUGCCGAUGAGGAUUCCGAGAAUGACGAAGCAUUGCUUGCAAAGCCUGUCUGGUUUCACAACCACUCGAGCGAGAGAAAGGUGAAAUCUCCAUCACCAUCAAAGGUGCAGACCAAAUUCCAGCAAACGCCUUCUAGUGAUCGGAAAGCAUUCCCCAAAUCACCCAGCAAUGCAUCUCGCUCUCGUUUGGUGCAAGAUAUUCGUCGCGAAAAGAUGCUCUUUUCGUCACCCUCGCCAACUCCACGAAAGGCAAGCAAGCCACCACAGCAGUAUGAAUUGUCUCCAUCGUCGAGUGAUACUGAUAGUGACACAUCCAUCCUAAAGUCUGGACGACGUGAAAAGAAGGAGAAGCGUAAUGACUGGUCCAGUGACUGCUCCGUGGACAGUCCUCCCGAGCAGUGCAUUGCAAGUCCGUCACCCAAAACGAGGAAGAAGACGGAAGAAGUUUCCAAUGGGAACAAGAAAAGGCGGCUGGGAAAAGAGCUUGACUUUUCGCCCAACGACGGCCUUCCAAAUAAAUCCAGAUCCAAAAAGGGCCGAAAGAUUCUCUCACCAUUUUCGAGAAGAAAGCAAGAGUCCAGUAGUACAAAGCGACCGAAAACGGCCAUUGGGAAAAGGAGUUGA
Molecule: messenger RNA, 2589 nt
Organism: Cylindrotheca closterium
Lineage: Eukaryota; Bacillariophyta; Bacillariophyceae; Bacillariales; Bacillariaceae
Source: the annotation of a GenBank genome assembly